This is a messenger RNA of Dicrocoelium dendriticum, 3297 nucleotides long. The record is from the annotation of a GenBank genome assembly. Lineage: Eukaryota; Metazoa; Platyhelminthes; Trematoda; Plagiorchiida; Dicrocoeliidae.
AUGUCCCAGCGGUGUGACACUCUUGCUUCAAGACACUUGCGAACAUAUGUCACUAACCAAGCCAGUCCGUUAGCUCAACUGCUGUGCCGUUUGGCUGAGUCGAAUUGGGAAUUGAGGCAGGUCACUGUUCAUCAGGAACUGUUGGUGACUGGACAACACCUGUUCCACACCGGGGUGUGGGGGGGGGGGGGGGGGGGGGGGGGGGGGGGGGGGGGGGGGGGGGGGGGGGGGGGGGGGGGGGGGGGGGGGGGGGGGGGGGGGGGGGGGGGGGGGGGGGGGGGGGGGGGGGGGGGGGGGGGGGGGGGGGGUGGGGGGGGGGGGGGGGGGGGGGGGGGGGGGGGGGGGGGGGGGGGGGGGGGGGGGGGGGGGGGGGGGGGGGGGGGGGGGGGGGGGGGGGGGGGGGGGGGGGGGGGGGGGGGGGGGGGGGGGGGGGGGGGGGGGGGGGGGGGGGGGGGGGGGGGGGGGGGGGGGGGGGGGGGGGGGGGGGGGGGGGGGGGGGGGGGGGGGGGGGGGGGGGGGGGGGGGGGGGGGGGGGGGGGGGGGGGGGGGGGGGGGGGGGGGGGGGGGGGGGGGGGGGGGGGGGGGGGGGGGGGGGGGGGGGGGGGGGGGGGGGGGGGGGGGGGGGGGGGGGGGGGGGGGGGGGGGGGGGGGGGGGGGGGGGGGGGGGGGGGGGGGGGGGGGGGGGGGGGGGGGGGGGGGGGGGGGGGGGGGGGGGGGGGGGGGGGGGGGGGGGGGGGGGGGGGGGGGGGGGGGGGGGGGGGGGGGGGGGGGGGGGGGGGGGGGGGGGGGGGGGGGGGGGGGGGGGGGGGGGGGGGGGGGGGGGGGGGGGGGGGGGGGGGGGGGGGGGGGGGGGGGGGGGGGGGGGGGGGGGGGGGGGGGGGGGGGGGGGGGGGGGGGGGGGGGGGGGGGGGGGGGGGGGGGGGGGGGGGGGGGGGGGGGGGGGGGGGGGGGGGGGGGGGGGGGGGGGGGGGGGGGGGGGGGGGGGGGGGGGGGGGGGGGGGGGGGGGGGGGGGGGGGGGGGGGGGGGGGGGGGGGGGGGGGGGGGGGGGGGGGGGGGGGGGGGGGGGGGGGGGGGGGGGGGGGGGGGGGGGGGGGGGGGGGGGGGGGGGGGGGGGGGGGGGGGGGGGGGGGGGGGGGGGGGGGGGGGGGGGGGGGGGGGGGGGGGGGGGGGGGGGGGGGGGGGGGGGGGGGGGGGGGGGGGGGGGGGGGGGGGGGGGGGGGGGGGGGGGGGGGGGGGGGGGGGGGGGGGGGGGGGGGGGGGGGGGGGGGGGGGGGGGGGGGGGGGGGGGGGGGGGGGGGGGGGGGGGGGGGGGGGGGGGGGGGGGGGGGGGGGGGGGGGGGGGGGGGGGGGGGGGGGGGGGGGGGGGGGGGGGGGGGGGGGGGGGGGGGGGGGGGGGGGGGGGGGGGGGGGGGGGGGGGGGGGGGGGGGGGGGGGGGGGGGGGGGGGGGGGGGGGGGGGGGGGGGGGGGGGGGGGGGGGGGGGGGGGGGGGGGGGGGGGGGGGGGGGGGGGGGGGGGGGGGGGGGGGGGGGGGGGGGGGGGGGGGGGGGGGGGGGGGGGGGGGGUGGGGGGGGGGGGGGGGGGGGGGGGGGGGGGGGGGGGGGGGGGGGGGGGGGGGGGGGGGGGGGGGGGGGGGGGGGGGGGGGGGGGGGGGGGGGGGGGGGGGGGGGGGGGGGGGGGGGGGGGGGGGGGGGGGGGGGGGGGGGGGGGGGGGGGGGGGGGGGGGGGGGGGGGGGGGGGGGGGGGGGGGGGGGGGGGGGGGGGGGGGGGGGGGGGGGGGGGGGGGGGGGGGGGGGGGGGGGGGGGGGGGGGGGGGGGGGGGGGGGGGGGGGGGGGGGGGGGGGGGGGGGGGGGGGGGGGGGGGGGGGGGGGGGGGGGGGGGGGGGGGGGGGGGGGGGGGGGGGGGGGGGGGGGGGGGGGGGGGGGGGGGGGGGGGGGGGGGGGGGGGGGGGGGGGGGGGGGGGGGGGGGGGGGGGGGGGGGGGGGGGGGGGGGGGGGGGGGGGGGGGGGGGGGGGGGGGGGGGGGGGGGGGGGGGGGGGGGGGGGGGGGGGGGGGGGGGGGGGGGGGGGGGGGGGGGGGGGGGGGGGGGGGGGGGGGGGGGGGGGGGGGGGGGGGGGGGGGGGGGGGGGGGGGGGGGGGGGGGGGGGGGGGGGGGGGGGGGGGGGGGGGGGGGGGGGGGGGGGGGGGGGGGGGGGGGGGGGGGGGGGGGGGGGGGGGGGGGGGGGGGGGGGGGGGGGGGGGGGGGGGGGGGGGGGGGGGGGGGGGGGGGGGGGGGGGGGGGGGGGGGGGGGGGGGGGGGGGGGGGGGGGGGGGGGGGGGGGGGGGGGGGGGGGGGGGGGGGGGGGGGGGGGGGGGGGGGGGGGGGGGGGGGGGGGGGGGGGGGGGGGGGGGGGGGGGGGGGGGGGGGGGGGGGGGGGGGGGGGGGGGGGGGGGGGGGGGGGGGGGGGGGGGGGGGGGGGGGGGGGGGGGGGGGGGGGGGGGGGGGGGGGGGGGGGGGGGGGGGGGGGGGGGGGGGGGGGGGGGGGGGGGGGGGGGGGGGGGGGGGGGGGGGGGGGGGGGGGGGGGGGGGGGGGGGGGGGGGGGGGGGGGGGGGGGGGGGGGGGGGGGGGGGGGGGGGGGGGGGGGGGGGGGGGGGGGGGGGGGGGGGGGGGGGGGGGGGGGGGGGGGGGGGGGGGGGGGGGGGGGGGGGGGGGGGGGUGGGGGGGGGGGGGGGGGGGGGGGGGGGGGGGGGGGGGGGGGGGGGGGGGGGGGGGGGGGGGGGGGGGGGGGGGGGGGGGGGGGGGGGGGGGGGGGGGGGGGGGGGGGGGGGGGGGGGGGGGGGGGGGGGGGGGGGGGGGGGGGGGGGGGGGGGGGGGGGGGGGGGGGGGGGGGGGGGGGGGGGGGGGGGGGGGGGGGGGGGGGGGGGGGGGGGGGGGGGGGGGGGGGGGGGGGGGGGGGGGGGGGGGGGGGGGGGGGGGGGGGGGGGGGGGGGGGGGGGGGGGGGGGGGGGGGGGGGGGGGGGGGGGGGGGGGGGGGGGGGGCGGGGGGGAGGGGGGGGGGGGGGGGGGGGGGUGGGGGGGGGUCGGGGGGGGGGGGGGGGGGGGGGGGGGGGGGGGGGGGGGGGGGGGGGGGGGGGGGGGGGGGGGGGGGGGGGUGGGGGUGUGGUUUACGUUGUGGGUGUUGUCUUUGUUUGGGGGUCUUGGGGGCAGCUGGGGGAAGUUCGCUGCCGUGGAAUUUUACAUUGAGGCGAUUGCGAAAUUGCGUGCACCAUUGUUCAAAAGCGCCGUCUCGUCCCUCUUCAGCUGUCAUUCCGACUAA